Molecule: messenger RNA, 900 nt
Organism: Brugia malayi
Lineage: Eukaryota; Metazoa; Nematoda; Chromadorea; Rhabditida; Onchocercidae
Gene: Bma-fsn-1
Product: protein C26E6.5, putative
Exons: 7
Coding region: 1-900 (299 amino acids)
Biological process (GO): synapse assembly involved in innervation; proteasome-mediated ubiquitin-dependent protein catabolic process
Cellular component (GO): SCF ubiquitin ligase complex; synapse
Molecular function (GO): protein binding
Source: RefSeq, a predicted model, not a curated record
AUGUUCACUGAAGGAGAUAAGUUUAAUCAGACAGUGGUGGAGACUGAUUUAGAGCAAGCCGUUGAUGUUGCGUGUCGAAAUGCGCAAGAUUGCUGUCACUCUAAAAGUUUCACUUGUUUUACUCGUCGAAUGCGUGCUGUCUCAGCUGCUCGUUUACCUCAUGUUGUGCUUUUAGCAGUGUUUGAAUAUUUAAAUCUUAAAGAUUUGGCCCGGUGUAUGCGAGUUUGCAAGCACUGGUUGACUGUUUUGCAAUAUCCGGAUAGCUUUGUUUGGAGGCGCCUGGCACGUACAGUUAUCCCAGAUGAGGCUCUUAAUGAUUUCUCUCUCCUGUCAGAAAUUCCUUCUUUCAAGGACAAGUUACGAGCAUUCUGCUAUGCAUGGAAUCCGAAUGAUUCUUCAAAAAAUAAUUAUUUACGUCCCAAUGGUUUUACGGUGCAUCGGAAUCCAGUUGCUCAGAGUACCGAUAGUGUGCGAGGCAAAAUAGGUGUGAACAGUGGGAUACAUGCAUGGGAGUUCACGUGGGAGGGGCCACUGGGAACCGUGGCCUGUAUAGGUUUAGCGACGAAACAUGCAGCGCUACACUGUCAGGGUUAUGUGGCUCUACUGGGAAGUGAUGAUCAAAGCUGGGGCUGGAAUCUCGUAGACAAUCAGUUGUUGCAUAACAGUAAGCCGAUCUCUCCUUACCCGCAUAUCAAUAAUCCUCCAAAAUACCAGAUGGGAGAAAGAAUUCGAAUGAUAGUGGAUUGUGAGCAACAUUCUAUGUAUUUCGAAAAAGGCAGUGAAUUUCUAGGUAUUGCUUUUAGUCGUUUGCCCCCAUUGAAACUAUUUCCAGCCAUGUGUGCUGUCUAUGGUAAUACUGAAGUGUCUAUGGUCUAUAUUGGGCCACCGCUUCUGGGUUAA